Diplodia corticola is the source of this 2214-nucleotide messenger RNA. RefSeq names its product glycosyltransferase family 4 protein. The transcript is spliced from 2 exons. NCBI's taxonomy places the organism in Eukaryota, Fungi, Ascomycota, Dothideomycetes, Botryosphaeriales, Botryosphaeriaceae. Bases 1 to 2214 code for a protein of 737 amino acids. The record is from RefSeq and is a predicted model, not a curated record. Gene Ontology annotation, molecular function: glycosyltransferase activity.
AUGUCUGAUACACUUCGCCCAAGUGACGCUGCCAACCGGCAGCACAACCGCCGCGCCACCUGGGCCGGUGCUACCGCCGCCCAUGCGCAUACAAAGGCUCGGCAUCAGUUCGAGGCUAAAGGUGCCACAAAGCACCUCGAGAGACUCGAGAAAGCCCAAGAGAAGGGAGACUACGGUGUCGCGCUCAAUACUCUCUACCUAGGUCUUUCGGCGAGACAGGACCACCACGGCUUGAUUGAGAUUGGCAUCGCUUCUCACGAUGGAACCUACAGCAUUGACUUUGCUGUCUGGGUUCUCGGGGACGACAAGCGUGACAAUGGCACCUCGAGCAGCAGUGACUCGCCUUCCGCGUCCCGCUCUCACACUCCGGCCCUGCCGUUGGCUGAGGAAGACCGAGAGAAGGUGCUGUCAGACUUCUUCCUCUCCAAGGUCCUCAAUUACCAGAAGGAACACCAUUACAAGUUCGUCGGCGCCGGAAUCACCAAGACAUUGGUUAGCCUCAGCCCGCAACUACCCUCGCGCCUUUGGUGGGAGCUGGACAUAGUACCGUUGGUGUUCGAGCAUGGACUGGAGAAUCCCAACGGGGGACCUGCCGAGGUAGUCACCAUCGACGAAGAAGCCGAUUCCAUGGCCCGGAAGUCGUUGAUGUUCUUUGGUCCCAAUCUGCAACCGAGAGUCCAGGUUGGCUACAAGAACGUCGUCGAAGUCGACUCCAUGGGCCAUGCCCAGAUCACCUCUCUAGAUCAGUACCCGGGUACCGUCGGCGAAAGGACGUGGGAUGCCACCAUGAAAUACGUGACCUCAAUCAAGAAGAACAAAACGAAGAUUGCCUUCUUCAACAGCACACCCCAAGGCGGUGGGGUUGCUCUCAUGCGCCAUGCGCUUAUCCGGUUCUUCCGCCUUGUUGGUGUGGAUGCUCAUUGGUACGUACCGAAGCCGAAGCCCGAAGUCUUCCGUAUCACGAAGACGAACCACAACAUACUCCAGGGGGUCGCCAAUCCCAAGGAGCGCCUCACCGAUGACAUGAAGGAGACUCUUGAUGAGUGGUGCCAGGGCAAUGCCGACCGGUUUUGGCUCAAGCCGGGAAGUCCGCUCGCGCCACGCUCUCAGGGCGGUGCUGAUGUCAUCAUCGUGGAUGACCCGCAGAUGCCCUCUUUGGUCGCGAUCUCCAAGAAGGUGGAUCCAGAUCGUCCAGUCAUCUUCCGGAGCCACAUCCAGGUUCGCUCCGAUCUUGCGGAUCAGCCGGGCACGCCCACAGCGGAAGUUUGGGACUGGGUCUGGAAUCACGUCAAGCAGGCCGACCUCUUCAUCAGCCAUCCCGUGCGCGACUUCAUCCCCAACUGCGUCGACUUCAAGAAAGUUGGCUACCUGCCCGCCACGACCGACUGGCUCGAUGGUCUCAACAAGGAUAUGAACCAGUUCGUGACUGAAUACUACUUCCACGAACUAAGCACCGAAGCGUACCGUCAGCGCGUGAACCGCUUGGACUUCCCCCGCCGUCAAUACAUUGCCCAAAUCGCCCGCUUCGACCCAGCGAAGGGCAUCCCAGAUGUGCUCGCUUCCUACGCCGAACUCCGCCGAAACUACCUCAAAGGUUGGCCACGUCAGAAGACGCCUCAGCUCGUCAUUGCUGGCCACGGCGCCGUCGACGACCCGGAUGGCUCUAUGAUCCUGGACCAAACGCUUUCCCUCCUAGAGGGGAAAUACAGCGACAUCGCCGAGGACAUCGUCGUCAUGCGCCUCGGUCCCAGCGACCAGCAGCUCAACGCCCUGAUGUCCAACGCCAAGGUCGCCCUCCAGCUGUCCACGCGCGAGGGUUUCGAAGUCAAGGUCUCGGAAGCCGUGCACAAGGGCAUUCCCAUCAUCGCGACCAAGGCAGGCGGCAUCCCACUCCAGGUGCAGGACAAGAAGUCGGGCUUCCUCGUCGAGCCGGGCGACUACAAGGCCGUCGCGAAGCAUCUGUACCAGCUCUUCUCGGACAGCGAGCUGUACCAGGACAUGUCCGAGUACGCCGCCAAGCACGUCAGUGACGAGGUGAGUACCGUUGGCAACGCGUUGGCGUGGCUGUACAUGGCCGACAGCUUGGCCCAGGGCAAGACGCUUCUGCCCGAAUCGAAGUGGAUCAAUGACAUGGCGAGAGAGGAGGCUGGCAUGCCGUACGUAGAGGGCGAGACCAGGCUGCCGAGGAAGAAGGAGUUGGACUUGAAGGGUUGA